This is a messenger RNA of Cyprinodon variegatus (sheepshead minnow), 2860 nucleotides long. It is a transcript of the gene igf1, whose product is annotated as insulin like growth factor 1. Lineage: Eukaryota; Metazoa; Chordata; Actinopteri; Cyprinodontiformes; Cyprinodontidae. The record is from RefSeq and is a predicted model, not a curated record. Gene Ontology annotation, molecular function: hormone activity; growth factor activity. The coding region runs from base 341 to 901 and encodes 186 amino acids. The transcript is spliced from 5 exons. Gene Ontology annotation, cellular component: extracellular region.
AAAAAGAGGGGAGAAAUGACGUUAUUUGACCAUGUGCCCAAAAUCCUUAAUGAAUAACUUAGAACGAGGAGGAGGCAAACGCUGCCCCAGCUGUUUCCUGUUGAAAAUGUCUGUGUAAUAUAGAUAAAUGUGAGGGAUUUUCUCUCUAAAUCCGUCUCCUGUUCGCUAAAUCUCACUUCUCCAAAACGAGCCUGCGCAAUGGAACAAAGUGGGAAUAUUGAGAUGUGACAUUGCCCCGCAUCUCGUCCUCUUUCUUGCCCCGAUUUCUUUUUUUUAAUGACUUCAAACAAGUUGCUCAUUUUCGCCGGGCUUCUUUGUCUUUUUGCGGAGAUCCGCGGUGAUGUCUAGUGCUGCUUCCUCUCAGUGGCAUUUAUGUGAUGUCCUCAAGGGUGCGAUGUGCUGUAUCUCCUGUAGCCACACCCUCUCACUACUGCUGUGCAUCCUCACCCUGACUCCUACAGCAACAGGGGCGGGCCCGGAGACCCUAUGCGGGGCGGAGCUGGUCGACACGCUGCAGUUUGUCUGUGGAGAGAGGGGCUUUUAUUUCAAUAAGCCAACAGGCUAUGGUCCCAGUGCAAGGCGGUCGCACGGCAUCGUGGAUGAGUGCUGCUUCCAGAGCUGUGAGCUGCGGCGCCUGGAGAUGUACUGCGCACCUGCAAAAACCAGCAAGCAGUCUCGUUCUGUACGUGCACAGCGCCACAUAGAUGUGCCGAGAACUGCCAAGGUCAGUAACCCGGGACAUAAAGUGGACAAGGGCACAGAGCGCAGGACGGCACCGCAGCCAGACAAGACAAAAAACAAGAAGAGACCUUCAUCCGGACAUAGUCACUCAUCCUUUAAGGAGGUCCAUCCAAAAAACUCAAGUCGAGGCAGCUCCGGGGGCAAAACUUACCGAAUGUAGGGAAGCAGGAAGCGAAAGAGAGAAGGGAGUGGCCUUACCUGGUACCCCUUUGGAACGGUUCACUGGUUCACUGUAAAACAAAACGAAAGGAUGCUAAAAAUGGCAGAAAAGCUUAAAAAAAAAAAAAAAAAGAAGUUGUGUUUAAAGGCUGGAUGAGGGUACUUGUGAUCACCUCAUUCCUUAUGAGGAGGAAUUCUUUAACUCAUUGUAAAAGACUAGUUUAGCUGCUAAGACACAGUACGAGCUUGCAAUUCCCUUCAUAUUUAAGCUGCAAUAGCCCUCUUUCCUUUGGCUCCAGAAAGGGUGGGAACAUCACCCAGACAGGAAUGAGUGGUCACAUCCAUUUCACUCUUCACAGUCACAUAACAGUUUAAUAUCCCUGUUGAAAUUCAGAGUUUGUUUUAAUGCACUAUAAAUUUACUGUGGAUAUGUUGAUCAUCUUAAAGACCAGGACCAUGUGGUUUAUUGUUAUACAUUUAAACAAUGCUGUUGGUAAUUUCACCCUGAGGCUGACUUAAAUCCCUGUUAUGUGGAGUGGCUAGGGGGUUUGAGAGCAAUCCAUUUCCUUUUUAAGCCCCACUAAGUUUUCAGGACUGGAUCCAUAAUACGCACGCUUUAGGUAAUUUGUAGGUUUCAUUCAAAAAAAAUAAAAUAAAGAGCUUUAGUUUUUUUCUGAUUUCUAAAGCACAGAGAUUUGAUUUUACUUGUCAGCUCCCUUGUUUGGUUUUUUUUAAGAAAUAGGUCAGUGGAUUCAAAGUUCAUCUGGCAUAAAUGAGCAGAUUAAUCAAACAGUGACCACCAGACAAUAUGUUUGUCGUCUGUGUGCUUUUCGCUGGUCACAACCUUUGAGAGAUUGCAAAACAUUUACUUCUUACUAAUCAGGAAUUUUCAGUCCGUUUUUUUUUUUAACAUGCAUUUCUAAAGGGUUAUUUAAGGAAUUGUUUUUAAAUGAGCAAAGAUGAAAACAAAAAAGUGAAGUUAACAAUAGAAUUUUCUAAAUUAUGAGGAGUUUAUGUUAUAGAUCGGCACCAAAUAGCUCAUGAUUGUGCAUUAGAAGAAGAUUCCUGUUCAACAUUUUUACAUAAAAAGUUUUAGUGUGCAUUGUGAUGAGUCCUUCACUACUUUAAAAAAUCUUUAGGUUUAUGUCUCCAACAGGUUUGCAUGUCUACAGGAUAAAACCAUCCUUCAUUCUUCGUUGCAAAACAGGUUUAUCCAAAAUUGGAUGGAAAAUCCUUGUGGAUUUUCUCCUUUUUAAUACCUUAGGGCUGUAAUAAAGCCCUUCUAGUUGAUCCAACCAUUUCAAACUAGCUCCAGCUUUAUUCUUUGCUCUGCUUUUAGCUAUAUUCUUGUUCCCGGUUCCCUGACCCUACAAAACAAAAGCAUCCAACAGUACGAGGCUUCUACCAUCAUGUAUCCUGGUGGAGAUGGUGAAUCCAAGAAAUAGGGAGCAUUUUUCUUCCACAUCGAGCAAAAAAGUUCAAAUUCAGUCUCUUAUCAUUUCAUCGUCCUCAACCUGUUUGCUUAAUUUCUUGUUUGGCUUCUGACAAACAUAAACAAAACUUUUGGAGGGGUUCUUUCAAUGAUGUUCAUCAUACAUUUAAAAAAUAAAAUAAAAGGGAAAUAUGUGUGGUUUAGCUGUGAAUCUCUGCAGCUCCUCCUGGAGCAUUUCCAUUCUGGUCAGUAUUUGUGGGAACAUUUUAUUUAGAGGAAUCAGGCCAGAAGGGACUGAUCACUCAUACAAACCAUAAUUUUAAAAUAUAUAUUUUUUUUUUUACCCACUUCUCAAUUUUGAGCUGUUACGUGUUAUUUUUUAUUACUUAAAUUCCUAUUAGAAUAACCGCAGAGAUAUUUUUUUUUCUUACAUAACAAAAUGUUGACAUUUUUUGUGGAGAUAUUGAUUCAUUUCAGGCACAGAAACGUUUGUUCAGUCGAUUAUCAUUACCUGAACUCUUAUUAUUC